Molecule: messenger RNA, 1898 nt
Organism: Pyrus x bretschneideri (Chinese white pear)
Lineage: Eukaryota; Viridiplantae; Streptophyta; Magnoliopsida; Rosales; Rosaceae
Source: RefSeq, a predicted model, not a curated record
UCUUUCUGGUCCUAUUAUACACUUCCUUCUCUGACUUGGCAAGAUCAGUGAGAUAGACCGCAUGAGGCCUCGUGAAUGAGCGUACUAUAGUAUCACCAAAAUCCCCCUCGCUGCCAGACUCGUCGUCUCCGAUCGUCAAAAGCAUAGACAAAGCUCGAAACUUUUAGAGAGAGAGAGAGAAUGUUGGCGGCGGAAGAAUGGCUGAAAAGGCGUUGGUGGAUCUCUACAGGAAGAUGGAAACGGGGGGUUUAGAUAAGGAUAUGAUAUCAGGUUUGGUCUCCUACUGCGAGCUCGCCAAUCCUCAUGACGCCAAAGAAUACCUCGACAACAUAAUCGGGCAGGAGGUCGGCAAAUUUGUGAUUGAGGAAUAUUUGCAAAAACGAGGUCGCUCAGAUUUUUGCAGCAGCACCCUUGUUGUUUCAACCUCAAGUUUGCAUGCCUAUGUUAAACCACCCUCAAAUGAAGGUUGUGCAAGUGGAAACAAGAAACUGUUAAAAACACCGAAAAUGGCUAAAGUCUUACGUGAUCAAGCAGCUUUUAGCAAUCAAGUGAAGCAACUUUCAAGUUCAAAUAAUACAAACCCAGGUAAUUCUAAGAAGAAGAAAGCAGGGAAAGUCGUUUCACUUGCAGAGGCUGCCAAAUGAUCAAUUGUAUUCAACCAAAGGAAGCCAUGCUUAACUAUGUUGUCUCGUAGAGAGCCACGUUCUUCGAUUAAGUCUAGUUUCCCCGAUAUUGCUCAGUUAGGGGAAGAUAUAGUCAAUGCUAUUCAAUCUUCGCUUCGUCCUCCCCAGAUGACUCCCAUGGAGACUAUGUAUAAUUUGAAGUUGGAUAAGUUUGUGGGUAGUGAAGGACAUGAGGGAGCUGAGCAGUGGCUCAAUCAUCUUGAGAAAACUUUUCGUUUAAUGCAAAGACAGGGAAAUCUCCCUGAGGAUAAGUGGGUUAAGACGACUACUUGGAUGCAGGCUCCUGACCUAAAACCUAGGGGCAAUGUGGGAUCUAACAAUGCUCAUGCCAAGCCCGUCGCACACAGACUUGUGAGCAAUUGUUUAUCUUGUAGGAAUAUAGUUUGUGAGGAAGGGGGCGAGGGGCCUUGCAAUUUUUGUGGAGCUCUUAUGCUGAAGGAAGGCAGCACGUAUGUUGGUUUGGAGGAAAGUUUUGCUCCCACAUCAGAUGCUGAAGCAGUAGCAGAAGCUUAUGCAAAGAGACUCGUUGAGUAUGACUGAGACUCUGCAACACGUACUAUAGUUAUUGAUGACCAGAGUGACUACUAUGAAAUUGAGGGGAAUAGUUGGUUGUUAAAGGAUGAAAAUGAACUUUUGACAAAGAAGCAGGAGGAGAUUGUAGAAGUUGAGCAGAUCAAACGAAGUAAAGUAGUUGUAUCUUUUGACUUGGUUGGUCGCAAGGUCCUUGUAAAUGAAGAUGAAGCUUCUGAAGUAGAAUCAGAAAGCAGAAUAUUGAGGCCCCAGGAUGAAAAGGAAGUAAACUGCAUCAAACCAAACCUUUCUCUUAAAGUACAACCAGUCUUUGUGGAUCCGGGCCCUAGUAAGAAGCCUGUUCAAGGUAGAAAGGCAAACAAGACCCUAACAAAAGGCUUGUGCUUGGAGAUAACCGGGAGGGUGCAACAUGUCAUCGAUGAAUUGAAACAUUUUAUGGUGGACAAUCAACUGGAAACUGCUUCAAAUGGGAAGUUUUCGCAAGGGACGCCUGUAAGUAGGGAGUAGCUUGAUGAUGAUGGAGAAUGUUUUCUGGAUUUCCAUGGAGGGCAGGUUUGUGGUUUCAUUUUUACUUUGCUCCAACUUCUGUUGUUUUGGAAGGAUAAAAAGAACAAAGGGGUUGAAUGAAAUAUACAAGUUUCAGAACACCAUUAGCUAUAUUAUAAUCUUCCCUUUCAUUGCUUG